AUGUUGGUCUUCUCUUUGAUUGUCAAGGUGUAUCCCGACUUCGUGCCCUCGCCCUUCACCGAGCAUCGUCAAAACGUCCGGGAUGCCCGGCUCCGCACGGCGCGCGGCGCGCCGCGAAACAGAGUGGUUCCGGCACCGGCGGGGGGUGUCAGGGUGUCACAGUGUCACUGCCUGGGCAGGAGCUGGGUAAAAGAGGAACGUUUUGCUUCAGUGUAA
This is a messenger RNA of Durusdinium trenchii, 216 nucleotides long. NCBI's taxonomy places the organism in Eukaryota, Dinophyceae, Suessiales, Symbiodiniaceae. The record is from the annotation of a GenBank genome assembly.